AAUUUAAAUUUCUGAACUAUGCCCAAAGAAAUUCAAGCUGAGCUCUCUUCCAACAUAUAAAAUACGGGCUCUGAAGAUAAUUUUUUUUUCAGUUCUUUACCGUUCUCUUAACAGCCUCUCAACCAACUCCCUUCAUCCUCUCCUCUCUCAGUAAACAUGUUCGCUCGUCUCUUCGCUGUUGCCUCUCUUGCCGCCGUUGCUAUUGCCACCAGUGGCCAAUGCAACACCGGCAGCAUCACAUGUUGCGAGAGUAAAACUUCCACCAGCAACUACAACAGUGCUGCUGAGCUCCUAGGUCUCGUACCCGUUGCCGCUAAUGUUGCUGCGGACGUUGGCCUCGUCUGUAGCCCUGUCACUGUUGUUGGCACCGGUGCUGGCUGUGAGGCUAACCAGGAGCCUUUGUGCUGUACCGACAACAAAUAUAACGGCCUCGUUAACCUUGGCUGUACUCCCAUCAACGUCAGCGCCUAGAUUUCUAGCAUGCUCUCGAUGGUCAGUUUAUUUGGGGAGUAAUUAAUGUGGGGUUGGAAGGUCGUUCACGGGCAUUUAUAUUUGAUACCGCAUUGUCGACAAUCAUAGUACUUCAUUCUAAUCACUCGCUUUUUGUUUGCUUUAAAAUUUCUGCGCGUUCAUGUGAGAUCCUUCACUGGCUUGACUGAGACACGGAACACGCGGUGAUAUUGUUCCUCUUCUGUUCUUUGCCUUAUUCACUAUCUCGCAUCUAGCAAUGCACCUCAUGCUGUUGUGCGUGAUUGUGUGC
Molecule: messenger RNA, 760 nt
Organism: Suillus paluster
Lineage: Eukaryota; Fungi; Basidiomycota; Agaricomycetes; Boletales; Suillaceae
Product: hydrophobin
Exons: 3
Coding region: 157-471 (104 amino acids)
Cellular component (GO): fungal-type cell wall
Molecular function (GO): structural constituent of cell wall
Source: RefSeq, a predicted model, not a curated record